AUGUCGUUACAGCUCAAGUCUAUUGUAGAAAAAGCUGAUGAAGCUACUGAUGAAGAAGUUGCUGCUGCUGAAGAUACUGAUCCACGUCCACCACCUCCUCCACCAGCAGAAAACAAUUAUUGUAAUGAACCUAACAAUGCAGGUUUUGCUGUAAAAGAAGCUAUUGUAGAAGAAGCUGAUGAAGCUACUGAUGAAGAAGCUGAUGCAGUUGAUGAUACUAAUCCAUGUCCACCACCAACUCCUCCACCAGAAGCUCAAUUGUCUGCUCAAGUUCCUAAUGCUGUUAAACUAAAUUGUCUGCUCAAGCUCGAAAACAACCAUUGUAAUGAACCUAAAAAUGGUUCUGUUGCUGUAGAAGAAGCUGCUGAUGAAGAAGCUGCUGCUGAUGAUGAUACUGAUCCACCCCCUCCACCAGAAAAAAAUUAUUGUAAUGAACCUAACAAUGCAGGUUCUGUUGUAGAAGAAGCUAUUGUAGAAGAAGCUGCUGAUGAAGAACCUGCUGCUGAUGAUGAUACUGAUCCACGUCCACCACCACCUCUUCCACCAGAAAACAAUUAUUGUAAUGAACCCGAUAAUACAGGUUUUGCUGUAGAAGAAGCUAUUGUAGAAGAAGAUGAUGAAGCUGCUGAUGAAGAAGCUGAUGCUGCUGAUGAUACUAAUCCAUGUCCACCGCCAUCUCCUCCACCAGCAGCUCAAUUGUCUGCUCAAGCUCCUAAUGGUGUUAAACUCAAUUGUUUUGCUAUAGAAGAAGCUAUUGUAGAAGAAGCUGAUGAAGCUGCUGCUGAUGAAGAAGCUGUUGCUGCUGAUGAUACUGAUCCAUGUCCACUACCACCUCCUCCACCAGCAUCUCAAUUGUCUUCUCAAGCUCUUUAUGCUGUUACAACUCAAUUUCUGCUCAAGCUCGAAAAUAAUUAUUGUAAUGAACCUAAAAAUGCAGGUUCUGCUGUAAAAGAAGGUGCUGAUGAAGAAGCUACUGCUAAUGAAAAAGCUGCUGUUGAUGAUGAUACUGAUCCACGUUCACCACCACCUCCUCUACCAGAAGCUCAAUUGUCUUCUCAAGCUCCUAAUGUUGUUAAAACUCAAUUUAUGCUCAAGCUCGAAAACAAUUAUUGUAAUGAACCUAACAAUUCAGGUUCUGCUGUAGAAGAAGCUGAUGAAGCUGCUGAUGAAAAAACUACUGAUGAUGAUGAUACUGAUCCACGUCCACCACCUCCUCCUCCACCAGAAAACAAUUAUUGUAAUGAACCUAACAAUGAAGGUUCUGUUGUAGAAGAAGCUAUUGUAGAAGAACUUGAUGAAGAAGCUGCUGAUGAUGAUAAUACUGAUCCAUGUCCACCACAACCUCCUCCACUAGCAGCUCAAUUGUCUGCUCAAGCUCCUAAUGCUGGUACAACUUAA
Messenger RNA from Solanum lycopersicum (tomato), 1398 nucleotides. NCBI's taxonomy places the organism in Eukaryota, Viridiplantae, Streptophyta, Magnoliopsida, Solanales, Solanaceae. The record is from RefSeq and is a predicted model, not a curated record.